GCCGCCUGAGGGCUGCACCCUCUCCAGCGGUUUCCUAUCAAGGAAUCAGGCCUUCACUCACCAAAGUUAGAGCUGAGCCUGAAAUUCUCCACAAAAGACGCUGUCAGGAGGAACCAUGGAGGGCAGAGAGGCGCUCCCUCCGCGAGGAAGGCAAGUCCUGAUUUUCUUUGUUUUGCUGGGAUUGUGUCAGGCGGGUUCUGAAUCUGUGCGAUAUUCCAUGGCAGAGGAAACAGAAAUUGGUUCUUUUGUGGCUCAUCUGGCAAGGGACUUGGGGGUGGGGGUGGAUGAACUGUCCUCGCGGGAGGCCCGGGUAGUGUCUGAUGAUAAUGAGAACCACUUGCGCCUGGAUCCGCUGACCGGCGAUUUGCUCCUUAAUGAGAAACUAGACCGGGAAGAGCUGUGCGGCACCACUGAGCCCUGUGUGCUGCCUUUUCAGGUGUUAUUAAAAAACCCUUUACAGUUUUUUCGGGCUGAGCUACACAUCAAAGAUAUAAAUGAUCACUCUCCCACAUUCCUGGACAAGGAAAUACUUGUGAAAAUAUCAGAAAAUACUGCUAUCGGAACCACAUUUCUAAUGGAGAGUGCUCAAGAUAUGGACAUAGGAACCAAUUGUCUGCAAAACUAUACAAUUAGUCCCAACUCUCAUUUCUACAUUAACAUUCGAGACAGUGGUGAUGGAAAGAUAUACCCAGAGCUGGUCCUACACAGAGCAUUGGAUCAUGAGGAGGAACCCGAGCUCAGACUGACACUGACAGCAGUAGACGGUGGGGCCCCGCCCUUGUCUGGAACAACCUUGGUUCUCAUUAAGGUCUUGGACAUCAACGAUAACUCCCCUGAGUUUGCUGAGAACCUCUAUGAGGUGCAGGUGCCUGAGGACACAGACGUUGGCUCCCGGAUUAUCACUCUCUCUGCUAAGGAUAUAGAUGCAGGAAGUUUUGGGAAAAUUUCUUACACACUUUUCCAUGCAUCAGAAGAUGUUCGGAAAACCUUUGAAAUCGACCCAGUAACUGGGGAAGUUGGUCUGAAAUCACACCUGGAUUUUGAAGUAAUACAAACGUACACUAUAACUACUCAGGCAACAGACGGUGGGGGUCUCUCAGGAAAAUGCACUCUUGUGAUUAAGGUACUGGAUGUAAACGACAACCCACCAGAAGUGACCAUUUCAUCAGUCACAAACAGCAUUCCAGAAAACACACCAGAGACUCUUGUCGCCAUCUUCAGUGUUCGAGAUCCAGACUCUGGAGACAAUGGAAGAAUGGUUUGCUCUAUUCAGGAUGACCUCCCCUUCCUUUUGAAGCCCACUUUCAAUAACUUCUACACCCUGGUAACGGAUGGAGCGCUGGACAGGGAGGCCAGGGCCGAGUACAACAUCACCAUCACCGUGUCCGACCUGGGCACGCCCAGGAUGACGACCCGGCACCACGUCGCGGUGCAGGUGUCCGACGUGAACGACAACGCCCCAGUCUUCAGCCAGGCCGCCUACACCCUGCUGGUGCGCGAGAACAACAGCCCCGGGCUGCUCAUCGGCUCCGUGAGCGCCAGCGACAGGGACGCGGGCGCCAACGCGCAGCUCACCUACUCGCUGCUGCCGCCGCCCCAGUCGCAGCCGCCCCAGCCGCCCCAGCCGCCGCAGCCCGACGUGGCGGCGCUCGUGUCGGUGCACGCGGACAGCGGGCAGCUGUACGCGCUGCGCGCGCUCGACUACGAGGCCCUGCGCGCCUUCGAGUUCGGCGUGCGCGCCGCCGACCGCGGCUCCCCGGCGCUGAGCAGCGAGGCGCGCGUGCGCGUGCAGCUGCUGGACGCCAACGACCACGCGCCGGCCGUGCUGUACCCGCCGGCCAACGGCUCGGCCGCCUGCCCCGAGCUGGUGCCGCGCGCGGCCGACGCGGGCUACCUGGUGAGCAAGGUGGUGGCGGUGGACGGCGACGCGGGCCAGAACGCCUGGCUGUCGUUCGAGCUGCUCAAGGCCACGGAGCCCGGGCUGUUCGGCGUGUGGGCGCACAGCGGCGAGGUGCGCACGGCGCGGCCGCUGAGCGAGCGCGACGCGGCCCGGCAGCGGCUGCUGGUGCUGGUGCGGGACCACGGCGAGCCGCCGCUGUCGGCCAGCGUCACGCUGCACGUGCUGCUGGUGGACGGCUUCUCGCAGCCCUACGUGGCGCUGCCCGACGCGGCGGCGGCGGCCGAGCCGGCGCGGCCUGACUGGCUCACGGUGCAGCUGGUGGUGGCGCUGGCGGCGGUGUCGUCGCUCCUGGUGCUGAGUGUGCUGGCGCUGGUGGCGGCGCGGCUGUGCGGCGGGGGCGGGGGCGGGGGCGGGGGCGGGGUGGGUGGCGGGGCGGGGUGUGCGCUUGUCGUUGGCGGCGUUGGCGGCGGCGCGGGUGCGGAGGGCCGCUUCCCGGGGCCACUGCUGGACGUGAGCGGCGGCGGGACGCUGUCGCACAGCUACCAGUACGAGGUGCGCCUGACGGGCGACGCUGGGACCGGGGAGUUCAAGUUCAUGAAGCCCAUUAGCCCCAAUCUUCAAGUCUCUGACGCUUGUAGGAAUAUAGAAGAAAGUGAAAACUUCCGUAAUAGCUUCGGAUUCAACAUUGAAUAAUUUUUUUUAAACUUCUUAUCUUUUAUUCUCGUAAAACUGCUGAUACUUUUUUGUCUAAACUUUAAUGAAUUUUAGAUCAUCUGGUAGUUGCAUGCAUUAUUUCUUAUGCUGUCUUCAGAGUUUCUUUAGAACUCAUUCAAUAACUGUGCAUCCAUGCUUUCUGGGUUUUUAUUUAGUCAAAAGUGUAUUAAUGAAGUUACUACUACUUCUUGCUAUGAUAGUGAUGUGCAAGACAAUAUUUUUAAUUAUUUGCAUAUGGAACCUAAAGUAUUAAGACUAUGUCAUUAUUAAUUUACUU
Molecule: messenger RNA, 2891 nt
Organism: Lepus europaeus (European hare)
Lineage: Eukaryota; Metazoa; Chordata; Mammalia; Lagomorpha; Leporidae
Product: protocadherin beta-14-like
Exons: 1
Coding region: 116-2593 (825 amino acids)
Biological process (GO): homophilic cell-cell adhesion
Cellular component (GO): plasma membrane
Molecular function (GO): calcium ion binding
Source: RefSeq, a predicted model, not a curated record